GACGGCCGGGGGGAAAUUUGUGAAUGGCCUUAGCUGAAUGAGAUGUGCAGUCAUUUAUGAUGCUUUACCUGCACUUUACAAGGUUGCGUUUUCAUUUUGCGUGAUACUAACCAGGACUGGACUGUGACAGGGACAAUAUGUCGGACGCUGGAGGCACCCGGAGUCCAGACCAGCUGAAUAAAUUUGAGAAACUGACAGGCAGGCCGCCGCUCACUGUAACGCUAGCAGGUCAUCGCACACCCCCUGCCCGCAGUGGGCAUCGCUGUGUUGCUGACAACACCAACCUGUAUGUGUUUGGAGGAUACAACCCCGACUAUGAUGAGUCAGGUGGCUCGGAGAACGAGGACUAUCCGCUGUUCAGGGAGCUUUGGCGGUACCAUUUCGCCACAGGCUCCUGGCAGCAGAUCCGCACAGAGGGCUACAUGCCCACGGAGCUGGCCUCCAUGUCAGCGGUUUUGCAUGGCAACAAUCUGCUGGUGUUUGGUGGCACCGGCAUCCCCUUUGGUGAAAACAAUGGGAACGACGUGCAUGUUUGCAAUGUGAAGUACAAGCGAUGGUCACUGCUCAACUGUCGGGGGAAGAAGCCCAACAGGAUCUAUGGCCAGGCAAUGGCCAUUAUAAACGGCUUCCUGUACGUGUUUGGAGGGACAACAGGCUACAUCUACAGCACAGACCUGCACAGGCUGGACCUGACCACCAGAGAGUGGAUCCACCUUAAGCCCAACAACCCGCCCCACGAUCUGCCUGAGGAACGGUACAGGCAUGAAAUAGCACACGACGGACAGAGGAUCUACAUUCUGGGAGGAGGGACGUCCUGGACAUCGUACCCUCUGGACAAGAUACAUGCUUACAAUCUGGAGACCAAUUCCUGGGAGGAGAUUACAACUAAACCUCAUGACAAAAUAGGGUAUCCUGCUCCUAGAAGAUGUCAUAGCUGUGUGCAAAUACGGAACGACGUAUUUAUCUGUGGAGGUUACAACGGGGAGUUGAUAUUAGCGGAUCUGUGGAAGAUCAACCUGCAGUCGUUCCAGUGGAGUAAACUACCGGCGGUGAUGCCAGAGCCUGCCUACUUCCACUGUGCUGCUGUCACCCCGGCCGGCUGCAUGUACAUCCAUGGUGGCGUGGUGAACAUCCAUGAGAACAAGAGGACUGGCUCUCUGUUUAAGAUCUGGCUGGCUGUGCCAAGCCUGCUGGAGCUGUGCUGGGAGAAGCUGCUCAAGGCUUUCCCCCACCUGACGUUACUCCCCCCCAUGCAGUUACUCAACCUGGGCCUCACACAGGAACUCAUUGAGCGCUUGAAAUAGACCGCUCAGGGGAGGAUGGACAGACGAAUGGAUGAGGUGGGAGGGAGGCGGUGAUGUCUGCCAGAGCACAGGAUUUAUUUUGCGGAAAAAAUCUCGGGAAAACGCCCUCUUCUUCCCCUGCCUAACGUAGCCCUGCCUUAAAACCAAAAACAAUGGGAUGCCUUUUUUGUUGUUUUCAUUCUUGUUUGUACUUAUGAAAGAAAUGUGGAAUGUUUUAUGGAUUUUACUCAAACCACCCUGCCACCAGUGUCCCCCACAACAUGUUGCCUUUGCAGUAGCAAGGUAUGAGUUCCACCUUCCCAUCCUCCAAAUUGUGACUUCUGGAAAUAUUUUAUUUCACACCAUGUCAUGUUUAUAACCAUCUCUCUCCUCACCUUUUUUUAUCAGCUUUCUUUACCACUUUUAAGAAUGCUGUUUUCAAAGGAAAGCUGCAUGUAUAUUUAUUUAAAGGACUAAAGCAGUGUCUUGGUUUGUUUUCUUCAUAAGAUUUUGUGUUUCAUACCUGUUUGCACCUAUUUUCCAGUACCAUGAGGCAUUAAGGCACUAAGUUAGAAGUGAUCAGGCUUGUAGUUUGUCAGUCUAAAAAGUGGACAGCAGUGGAUAAACUGCAAGACCUGAGCUCAAUAACACAUCUUUCCUCCACUAUGUGGGUUUCACUUAUAUGCUCUUGAUUAGUGUGUGUGUGAGGCAAAGUCAAAUGCUGUUCUUGUCUGCUCCUGCACCAUUACAUUUAGGGUUAGCUGUUUUCAUUGAUACCUUAUAUUACAGACCAUUGUCUGAGGAGAAAAGGUGGCAAACUUUAAAAUGCAUCAAUAAUGCUUUAUUUAAAACAGUUCAAGUAACUUCAUUUCCAUCUUGUUUGCUUGCAGCUCUCAUUUGUAAACCAAACCAUACAUCACUGUGAAUUUGGUGCUCCUAAAGUUACUUUAAAAUUCUUUUAUUCAAAUAAAGACUAAUCUAAUUGUGUUUCAAUCUUUUACUCCCUCUCUGAUGAUCAAAUGGAAGUGAAUACUUUGGCAGGGGAGUUGCUUUAGUAGCGGGCUUAUACAAACACUUGUUUCUCUAAUGCAGUGCCUUUCCCAGAAUUUUAAUGUUGUUGAAAUAUCACGAAUUUGGGCAGUGAAAGAUCUUUGCAUGUUUUAACAAACACGACAUUCUCUUAGAAAAGUACUUCAGUGUGUUCAUGUAUUGUGGGACUCCAUUUCCCAUGAGAUAAACAGUAGUGAAUGUUUUUUAAUCAUUUAUUCUGCUGUUACUUUUAACUAUGCUACCAUUAUAUGUACUCAUUCCACAUAUUGGUGGCAGGAGUUUAAAUUUUGUAUCCUGUGUUAAAACUUUGCUUCUCGAUGUGACUGCCUGUGAAUGGCCAGACACAGAGGUGUGCUACAGGACAGGAUGCAGCAUACUAAGCCUAAGAACCUUGCUAGCAGUAUUGUUGUAAGGAUGAAUUACCACAACUGUUUCCUUUUAGGGAUUAAUCCUAAAAGCAGUUUGAAUUUUCUUAUACCAAGUGUCAUGGUAAUGUGAUCAAUACAGUUAAUUUGAUGUUUAGUUCAUGAAUAUGUAACUGAUGCCAAAUAUUGUUGCACCUUGAGCGGAGUGUGAUCUUAAUCUGGUGUGAGAGGAUAGAAUGGACUUUGGAUUCAGGAUCACGAUGUGAUUUUUGCCAAUUUGAUCAGUGGUGCUUCCCAUGAAUGCAUGAGUCUGCCUGCACUUACGUCUUUACCUUGCCCCUUUUUCUGUUCUGCAUAACAAAGUACUAGUUGCAUGAUAUCAUGCCCCUGCUUUUUUUUUUUUUUUUUACAUGGACUUUGAAUUCUUUAUUCGGUGACAAAUAGUUCUAAUACGACCACUAAAAUGUUGACCUGUAUAUGUGAAUGUUGUGUUUGAGCUCAGUCAAUAAAAGUGUACAGUGGUUUCA
Myripristis murdjan (pinecone soldierfish) is the source of this 3225-nucleotide messenger RNA. It is a transcript of the gene klhdc10, whose product is annotated as kelch domain containing 10. Gene Ontology annotation, molecular function: protein binding. Bases 138 to 1304 code for a protein of 388 amino acids. Gene Ontology annotation, biological process: positive regulation of stress-activated MAPK cascade. NCBI's taxonomy places the organism in Eukaryota, Metazoa, Chordata, Actinopteri, Holocentriformes, Holocentridae. The transcript has 9 exons. The record is from RefSeq and is a predicted model, not a curated record.